AUGGCCACCCAGGUCCACCAGCAGCCUCACCAGCUGCACGGCAAUGGCGCCGCUCCCCAUGGUAUGAUGGGCCUACAACAGCCCUCGCGAGAACAGGUCCAGCAGAUCUAUCAGAGAUGGCAAGCAAUGAAAUCUGCCGGUGCCACCGAUGCCACAAGCCCAGAAUUUGCCCAGAUGUCCGCCUAUCUGAGAGCGCUCAGCAGUCAGCAGAAUAGCAUGAAGCAGCAACAGCAGCAGAAGAUGCAGCAGGCCCAGCAGGCUCAUCAAGCCCAGCAGGCUCAUCAGGCCCAGCAGGCUCACCAGGCCCAGCAGGCGCACCAGGCCCAGCAAGCUCAGCAAGCUCAACACCAACAGUCCCUUCAAAACCAGGCCAAUGGCGUACCAAUGCAGGCCAAGGGCAACGGAGUCCCCGGCCCAGUUCUCAACCACUCAUCUCCUAAUAAUGCUAAUCUCCAAAAAUCACAACAGUCGCCACAUCCUCCCGUUACACCUUCAAAACCAGAUUCUGCGGCUUCUAACGCCCCCGGUCAUCCUCCUCAGACACCUGGAAACCCUAAAGCUCCUGGAACCGCCAAUCCUUCGCCAUGCUUCACCGGAGAACAGCUGAAUACUCUCAAACACCAGAUUAUGGCGUUCAAACUCUUGACCAGAGGCCAGGUGAUCCCUCCCAACCUGAUGGGCAUUAUUAAUGCUGCCUCUACUGCUGGCAAGGUAGCCGCUUCCAUUGCUGCAACUCCCACCCCUAGUACAGACUCUGCAACAAAACCGCCUGCCGCCGAGAAGACCGAUGGUGCUCUUGUUCCCGUCAGAACCGGAUAUGAAUCAUUCACAUCUCCAUAUACUUUGUUCCUACCGACAAUAUCGCAUUCUGAUCAUGGAAUCCGCGCCAAUCGUCCCCUGAUCCCCAGUAUCAUGCCUACUGGUAUCGAGUUGGGGCGUCUCAAAGAAGAACGUGACAAGGCCAUUGCCAAUAGGAUCCAGGCUAGGAGAGCAGAGCUCGAGGCUAUGGAUAUUAACAUCGCCACCAUUAACCGGACGACUCUCGAGACUAACGAUACCGAACGUGCCCGUCGUAUCAUCGAAUACAAAUCGCUCGCCCUCCUGGACAUGCAACGUGAGAUGAGAAAGCAGAUGGUUCAGAAUAUGGUUCACUAUGACAGUCUUGCCAUGACCACGAACCGUUCGAUGUUUAGACGUAUGAAGAAGCAGUCAUUGCGCGAAGCCCGCAUCACAGAGAAGCUGGAGAAACAGCAACAAGAACAACGUAUCAAUAGGGAGAAACAAAAGAGAGACGAAUAUCUCAAGGCGGUUCUCACCCAUAGCAAAGAUGUUCUCUCCGCCUCUACCACCGGCACCAAGGCCCAGAAAUUCGGGAAACUCAUGGCUGCACACCAUCAAACCAUGGAGAAGGAAGAACAGAAGAGAAUCGAGAGAACUGCCAAGCAGCGUCUACAGGCUCUUAAAGCUAACGAUGAGGAAGCCUAUCUCAAAUUGCUCGACCAAGCCAAAGAUACGCGUAUCACCCAUUUGCUCAAACAGACUGAUGGUUUCCUUAAGAACCUCGCUCAGGCAGUUAGGACGCAGCAACGAGACGCCCGCGAAAAAUAUGGUCGUCCUGAUGGAUACAUUUCUGAAGAGGAAGAGAGCGAAGAUGAAGAAGACGAGGAAUCCGGCAAGAAGAUCGACUACUACGCUGUUGCUCACAGAAUCAAGGAAACAGUUUCAGAACAGCCUAGCAUCUUGGUUGGUGGCAAGCUCAAAGAUUACCAGCUCAAGGGUUUGCAGUGGAUGGUUUCCUUAUUCAACAACAAUCUCAACGGUAUCUUGGCAGAUGAGAUGGGUCUCGGCAAGACAAUUCAAACUAUCUCUUUGGUUACUCACCUUAUAGAAAAGAAGAAUGUCACUGGACCUUUCUUGGUCAUCGUGCCAUUGAGUACGCUGACUAACUGGACUCUGGAAUUCGAGAAAUGGGCACCGUCCAUCAAAAAGAUCGUCUACAAGGGACCUCCACUCGCGAGAAAGGCACACCAAGCCCAAGUUCGAUCCGGUGACUUCCAAGCUGUCCUCACGACCUACGAAUACAUUAUCAAGGAUAGGCCGGUCUUGUCGAAGAUUAAGUGGGCUUACAUGAUUGUCGACGAAGGUCACAGAAUGAAGAACAGCGAAUCUAAACUCAGCUUCACUCUUACCACCUACUACAUCUGCCGCUACCGCCUUAUCCUGACGGGUACUCCACUCCAGAACAAUCUGCCUGAAUUGUGGGCCCUUCUCAAUUUCGUCCUGCCGAAUAUCUUCAAAUCUGUCAAGAGUUUCGACGAAUGGUUCAACACCCCCUUUGCCAAUACUGGUGGUCAAGACAAAAUGGAACUCACAGAAGAAGAGGCAUUGCUUAUUAUCAGACGUCUUCAUAAGGUUCUAAGGCCUUUCUUGUUGAGACGUCUCAAGAAGGAUGUCGAGGCAGAACUUCCAGACAAGGUCGAAAAGGUUGUCAAGUGCAAGUUUUCAGCACUACAGGCCAAACUUUACAACCAGAUGAAGCAAAGCGGUGCGAUUUUCGUCGCCAGCGAAAAUCAGAAAUCAGGUCGUGUUAGCAUCAAGGGCCUGAGUAACAUGCUUAUGCAGCUUCGAAAAAUCUGUAACCAUCCGUUUGUCUUCGAGGAUGUUGAGAAUGCAAUCAGUCCCGGGCCGCUAGCAAAUGACUUGCUGUGGCGUACGGCUGGUAAAUUUGAACUUCUCGAUCGUUUGCUUCCAAAAUUUUUCGCAGCGGGCCACAGAAUUCUCAUGUUUUUCCAGAUGACGCAGAUCAUGAACAUCAUGGAGGAUUUCUUGAAUUUCAGAGGCUGGAAGUUCAUGCGGUUGGACGGCUCAACGAAAGCCGACGAUCGUAGUGUAAUGUUGAAGGACUUCAAUGCUCCUGGUUCGGACUAUUUGAUUUUCUUGCUAUCCACCCGUGCUGGUGGUCUCGGUCUUAACCUUCAAACUGCCGACACGGUCAUCAUUUACGACUCCGAUUGGAAUCCCCAUCAGGAUCUCCAGGCCCAGGAUCGUGCCCACAGAAUCGGCCAAAAGAACGAGGUGCGAAUCUUGCGUCUUAUCACCAGCAAUUCCGUAGAAGAGAAGAUUCUAUCGAGGGCACAGUACAAGCUCGACAUCGAUGGAAAAGUCAUUCAGGCUGGUAAAUUCGACAACAAGUCUAAGGACGAGGAGCGAGAUGCUCUUUUGAGAUCUUUACUUGAAGUCGACGAAACUGAGAAGGAUGACGGAGAUGAACAACUAGAUGAUGAUGAGUUGAAUGAGGUCUGUGCUAGAAAUGACCAAGAAUUGCAAAUGUUCAGGCAGAUGGAUAAGGACCGAGAGGCAAAUUCACCAUACGGAGAAGGCAAGGCAUUGGCUCGACUUAUGGAAGAAUCCGAGCUUCCUGCUGUUUACCUGCAGGAAGAUAUCGGCCCAGAAGUUGAAGAGAUUGUACCCACAGGCCGUGGUGCACGUGAGAGGACACAGGUCAGAUACGAUGACGGCCUUACGGAAGAACAGUGGCUCGAUGCUAUGGAUGAUGACGAGGAUACCGUCGAGGACGCAAUACGCCGGAAGCGUGAGUCUCAAGCUAAACGAGCUGCUAAUAAGGCUAAGAAGCAAGGGAGCGGGGAAGGCGAAGAAGAAGAAGAAGAGGAGGCACCCCCGACACCAGAGGAGAUUCCUGUUGCGACACCUAAUAAGAGAAAGCGUGGUCGUCAACCGAAGGCUGAGAAGCGUAAGAGGGAGGAGGAAGUAGUUGAGGAAGCACCAAAACGCAAGCGUGCAAAGGGCAAGAACAGCAACGCAGACCCAUUGACUAAUAAGGAACGCGCCAAUCUGCAAGAGGCGAUGGUCAGAAUUCAUGCUGCGGUGAUUGAUCUCCCCGAGGAUGAGGAGUCGGAACGAAAAUGCUCAGAACACUUUGUGGUUCUGCCGAGCAAAAAGUUCUACCCAGACUAUUAUAAGAUAAUACUCCGUCCGAUAUCGUUUGAUAUGAUAAAGAAGAAGAUAGACCGGGAGGAUUAUAUGUCUUUGAACGACUUCAAGGAGGACUUUUUGCUUAUGUUCAGGAACGCUAAGCUUUACAACGAAGAGGGCAGCAUGGUUUACGAAGAUGCUGUUGCUAUGGAGGAUGAAUUCCGCUCACAAGCCCAGAAAGAGGCCGAGAAGUACAAUAUGCCACUCGACCUUUCUGACCCAGUGGAAGUUCCUGCAAUCGACAGCGCCCUACUCGGUGCCAUCGCCGGUGAAGCUAAAGACGGAUCCGCUGCUCCGACUGGAUCUGUCAGCGGGACGCCAGCAGCCAAUCCACCACCUGUCACACCUAACAUUAAGCUCAAGUUCAGCGUCAGCAAGAAACCACCCCCGGAGGAAGAAGAGGAAGAUCAUGGAGAUAGUGGUGAUGAAGGCGAGGACGACUAA
Molecule: messenger RNA, 4437 nt
Organism: Orbilia oligospora ATCC 24927
Lineage: Eukaryota; Fungi; Ascomycota; Orbiliomycetes; Orbiliales; Orbiliaceae
Exons: 5
Coding region: 1-4437 (1478 amino acids)
Biological process (GO): positive regulation of transcription by RNA polymerase II
Cellular component (GO): nucleus
Molecular function (GO): histone binding; DNA binding; ATP-dependent chromatin remodeler activity
Source: RefSeq, a predicted model, not a curated record